Nothobranchius furzeri (turquoise killifish) is the source of this 952-nucleotide messenger RNA. It is a transcript of the gene mrnip, whose product is annotated as MRN complex interacting protein. Gene Ontology annotation, biological process: mitotic G2 DNA damage checkpoint signaling. Gene Ontology annotation, cellular component: nucleus. The record is from RefSeq and is a predicted model, not a curated record. Gene Ontology annotation, molecular function: chromatin binding. Lineage: Eukaryota; Metazoa; Chordata; Actinopteri; Cyprinodontiformes; Nothobranchiidae.
CGUGGGACGCGUCACGACCGGAAACGUUUCAAAACAGACCCGCGAAAGUAGUUGUUGCGGAACCGACCCAGAAUCGGUACCGAAAUAGUGUCCGUCAUGGUGCAGGAGUUUCACGUUGUCAGGUGUUUCAGCUGUGAGAGCUUCCAAGUCCAACAGGUGAAGAAGGUAAACAGGUGGAGCUGUAAGCUGUGUGGACAGAAACAGUCGCUGUUAAAGGAGUUUGGAAGGGGAUCCGGAGCAGACUGCCGUCGGCACGUUCAGAAACUAAACGCCUUAAGAGGAGCCCAGGUCGACGAGCAAGAACACAAAACCUCAUUUCCAUGGGAACAGGAGGAGGUGAAGGAGGUGCAAGAGGAGGAGCAGAAAGAUGAACAUGUGAAACUGGUUAGUCGCUGGAGCAGAUACCUGGACACACCUGGUGAAGAUGACUCACGAGAACAUGAGACCAAGAACAAGGUUGUGAUGAAUAGUCUCCAUGGCAACAUCAGGAGUAACAGGAAACGGCAAAGAUCAGGAGAGUGCACAGAUGAAACACAAGAACCCUACUGCACACCUGCACAGCCAGAAUGUCCACCAGGAACGCCUCCAGCCCUUCCUGGUCCAAGCACUGCCUCCAGGUGGGAUUGUUUCCUCAGGGAUGACAGACAAGAUGAGGAAGACGAGGCUUUUGUUUGUGGCCAGAGUCAGACUGAUGCUAUAGCUUCACAGCUGUGCAGUAGCAUCACUGCGACCCGCCCUCACAUUCCUGUUCUUUCCAUGUUUGAGAGUGGUGAAGACUUCAGCUGUGAUGAUGACUUCCUUAAGUUUUAAAUGUGUUUUGUGCCAUUUACAUCUGAGCUGCUCGUUUAGGAUUGUUAUGAGUCGAUUCGUAGACAUUUCAGAGUCAUGUUUUUAAAAUGCGUUUAUUGAUUAGAAACAAAUCAAAAGUUUAAUAAAAGGUAAACACAGAAAA